AAGAGGGAGAAACGAGCAGUCAAUCCAUAAUGGCGGCAUUUCCACCGCAAAAUCCGCCGGGGCCUCCGCAACCGGCCGUGCCGUCAUUAGAUCUCACGGGCCUAUGUUUUCGCGACCAAAUAUUUCUAAAUUUCGUUGGCGGAUGCCUCGUGCCGGGUAACGUGUUUGACUAUUUCGCUAACUCGCCGUUCUACGAUCGCACGUGCAACAACGAGCAGCUGAGGAUGCAGGGCAUUCAUCCUCUUGACACAGCGCGCCUCAGGGAGAUGGUGGGGUGGGAAUAUUCGCUGCACAUGGCACAGGAGCCUCAUUUGUUCGUGCUGCGGAAGCAGAAAAGGGACGGUUCAGAUCGCACCACGCCCGUGGCUGCAUACUACAUCCUGGAUGGGUCCAUCUACCAGGCCCCUUCACUGCAUGCCGUUAUUGGUUCUCGGAUCUGCCGUGCCCUGCAUCAUCUCCGGGCAGCCUUUUCUAUGACCCGGGCGGCUCUCGACAAUCCCGAAGCUGCCCGGUCAAAAGAAG
Molecule: messenger RNA, 522 nt
Organism: Closterium sp. Naga37s-1
Lineage: Eukaryota; Viridiplantae; Streptophyta; Zygnematophyceae; Desmidiales; Closteriaceae
Source: the annotation of a GenBank genome assembly